Prorocentrum cordatum is the source of this 309-nucleotide messenger RNA. The record is from the annotation of a GenBank genome assembly. NCBI's taxonomy places the organism in Eukaryota, Dinophyceae, Prorocentrales, Prorocentraceae.
GCCGCCCGGGAGCUCGGCGUCCUGCUGGUGGCCGUGUGUGCCUUGCAGCUCUUUGCGCGCGCGACCUUCACCGGCCCGCCGCUGCCGGCCGGCGCCGCGGACGCGUGGCCGUUCGAUCCGGACGCCGCCGCGGAGGACUCCACAGGUGGCAAGGAUUUCCUGGAGGCUUUGGAAGCUGACGGCGAGCCGAUGUACGAGCUGAUCCAUGGCGUAGGCUACUUAUGGCUGGCGGCGGCGCUGUUAGGCGCCCGGCGCGCCCUGGGUGAGUUUACAGUGUUGGCUCUCUCUCGCUUGCUCUCCAUCUCUCUG